This is a messenger RNA of Cornus florida, 904 nucleotides long. RefSeq names its product brassinosteroid-responsive RING protein 1-like. Gene Ontology annotation, biological process: protein ubiquitination. Lineage: Eukaryota; Viridiplantae; Streptophyta; Magnoliopsida; Cornales; Cornaceae. The record is from RefSeq and is a predicted model, not a curated record. Bases 253 to 738 code for a protein of 161 amino acids. Gene Ontology annotation, molecular function: ubiquitin protein ligase activity; zinc ion binding. The transcript has a single exon.
UCUCUCUAACUCUUUCUCUCUCUAGAAGCCAAACUUACAUCUCUCGUCCUUUCCUUCCACACUCUGCUUAUAUAAACCAAGAAACACUACACAAGCACACCAAGAGUCCCAAACCAAAUUCGCAACUACACCUCUCUCUCUCUCUCUCUCUCUCUCUCUCUCUCUCUAUAUAUAUAUAUAUAUAUACACAACCAUCUAUAUAGAAGUUGAUAGAUAAUUAUAUUGUAUACCCUUUUCUCUCUCUGAACAGCCAUGGGUUUUCCAGUUGGUUACACAGAGCUCCUUCUUCCAAAACUUGUCCUCCACACUCUUACCGUUCUGGGCUUCAUCAGAAAGCUCAUUUCGACCCUUUUUCGUUCUCUGGGUCUCGGCGAUUUUCUCGAGCCCGACAUUGCAUAUCCGGAUCGACCCGAAAACUUGUCCGGGUUUCCCUCAGUAUCGGCGGUUCGGCUCCGGGAGCUCCUGCCCGUCGUUAGGUUCUCGGACCUGGUGGACCCGCCGGAGAGCUGCGCGGUGUGUCUGUACGAAUUCGAGAGCGGCGAUGAGGUCAGGCAGCUGACGAAUUGCCGGCACAUAUUCCACCGGAGCUGUCUGGACCGUUGGAUGGACCACGAUCAGAACACGUGUCCGCUCUGUCGGACUCGAUUCAUACCCGACGAUAUGCAGUGCGGGUUCAACGAGCCGGUUUGGGCCGCUUCGGAUUUCAACGGCGAGUACUCGCCGAUUAUCGGUUUGUAAAUUGUAGUGGGCUUUUGCGUUUUCUGGGUUUUGUUUGGUGGGUUAGUUGGAGAUGGUUGAGGUUGAUAUGUAUAAUGUAUGUAUAUAUGCUAAAAAAAAAAAAAAUUAUAUAUAUCAAAAUAAAUAUUGAAGAACAAAAUAACAACAAUUUUGUAUAUUUUUAUUC